Eruca vesicaria subsp. sativa (arugula) is the source of this 1086-nucleotide messenger RNA. The record is from the annotation of a GenBank genome assembly. NCBI's taxonomy places the organism in Eukaryota, Viridiplantae, Streptophyta, Magnoliopsida, Brassicales, Brassicaceae.
AUGAUGAACGUAAAACCAAUGGAGCAAAUCAUGAUUCCUAAUAACAACAUUCAUCAAUCAGGCACCAAUGCAAGGCCAAACACCGUUCUCACAUCUAGCGGCGGCAUCUCAGCCGCAGGAGCCACCGUCUCCGGCGUAAACAAUAACAACAAUACAUCGGUUGUGGUGGAGAGGAAAGCAAGACCACAAGAGAAACUAAAUUGUCCAAGAUGUAACUCAACCAACACAAAGUUUUGUUACUACAACAAUUAUAGUCUCACGCAACCAAGAUACUUCUGCAAAGGUUGUCGAAGGUAUUGGACCGAAGGUGGAUCUCUUAGGAAUGUUCCUGUCGGAGGAAGUUCAAGAAAGAACAAGAGAUCAUCUUCUUCUUCUUCAUCAUCAUCAAAUAUCCUUCAGACAAUACCAUCUUCACUUGCUUUAACUACAACACUUCCAGAUCUAAACCCACCAAUUAUCUUCUCAAACCAAAUCCCUAAUAAUUCAAAAGGGUCUUCACAAGAUCUCAACUUGUUGUCUUUCCCGGUCAUGCAAGACCAACAUCACCAUCAACAUGUUCACAUGUCUAAGUUUCUUCAGAUGCAUAAGAUGGAAGGAAAUGGCAACAUGAGUACUCAUCAACAGCCGUCAUCUUCAUCUUCUCACUAUGGUUCUUCGUCGUCUCCUGUUUCAGCUCUUGAACUUUUAAGAACAAGAGUUAAUAUUUCAUCAAGAUCAGGGAUCAACUCUUUUAUACCUUCUGGUCUAAUGAUGGGUUCUUCAAACAAUGUGAUGUACACUUCUUCAGGGUUUUCGACGAUGGUGGAUUACAAAACAAGUAAUCUAACUUUCUCUACUGAUCAUCAAGGGCUCGGACACAACAACAACAACAAUAGUUCAGGUGAUGCUCAUAGUGAUCAUCAUCAAGAUAGGGUUUUAUUUCCUUUUGGGGAUCAAAUGAAGGAGCUUUCAUCAAGCAUAACACAAGAAGUUGCUUCUGAUGAUGAUAAACAACAUAAGAGUCAUGGUAAUAAUAAUAAUUCAAGCCCUAAUAAUGGAUACUGGAGUGGGAUGUUCAGUACUACAGGUGAAGGAUCUUCAUGGUGA